This is a messenger RNA of Calypte anna (Anna's hummingbird), 1199 nucleotides long. RefSeq names its product coiled-coil-helix-coiled-coil-helix domain containing 6 (gene CHCHD6). Gene Ontology annotation, biological process: cristae formation; DNA damage response. The record is from RefSeq and is a predicted model, not a curated record. NCBI's taxonomy places the organism in Eukaryota, Metazoa, Chordata, Aves, Apodiformes, Trochilidae. The coding region runs from base 57 to 842 and encodes 261 amino acids. Gene Ontology annotation, cellular component: MICOS complex; mitochondrion. The transcript is spliced from 11 exons.
CAGUGUGCGUGGGGGGUGCGGCGGGGAGAGACGUCCCCAGCCCCCGCCCCGGCGGCAUGGGGGGCAGCGAGAGCAGGCAGAGCGGGGGGAAGGUGUCCUUCGGGCUGGAUGAGCGGGAGCGAGUGCGGGUGCUGCAGGGCAUCAGGCUCUCUGAAGAUGUGGUGAACCGAAUGAAAGAAUCUCCUCAAAGUAAAAGGGACAACCAGAGAUGGCCCCGUUCAUCCAGUGGCACAGCUCCAGCUUCACCAGCUGCAGAUGGGAAACCCAGAUUUCCUACAGGAAUCCAUCCCCCAAUGUCAGGUGACUCUGGUCAGAAGUCUGCUGCAGAGCAGGAACUGUACAAGAGGUAUGAGCAGGAACAGGCACUGGUGCAAGAGGAGUUGCUCCAGCUGGCCAAAAGAGAAAGAGAAGCAACCAAUGAAGCCUUGAAUACUGUCCUGCAGCAGGAAAGGAACAGCACUGAUGAAGAGAGGCAGAGAGUGGCCCAGCUGUGGUGGGAAGAGAGAGGCAGAGAAGUGGCCCAGCUGGUUGUGGAGCUGCAGGUCAGGGAGGCAGAGUUGAAGCGGCAAGAGGACUUCUAUAAGGAGCAGCUGACCCACAUAGAGAGGAAGAAUGCAGAGAUCUACAAGCUGACAUCUGAGCAGUACCAGGAAGCAGCCACCAAGGCAGAGGAGUGGAUAAAGAGGAGGAACACUGAUCCUGUCUGUGCAAGCCUGCAGUCUGAAAUUCUGAAGUGCUACCAAGAAAACAAACAUGAAGUGCUCAAAUGCUCAGAGCUGGCUAAGGAAUACCAGCGCUGUGUUAGUGCUGCUCAGAAGGAGCUCUUAGUUAAUUCUGGAUAAACAUCAGCCAUCCAAGAGCAGAGGACAGGGACCACAGACACCCUUGGAAGCCCCAGCAUCCUUCUGGAUAGACAGUGACCAAACCGGUGCCUUCUGCCCUUUGCGGUCCAAGAAGAAAUGAAAGCUCUUCUAAUUGCCUGCAUGUGUCAGUCUCAGUAGAUGUUCCUGGAGCUGGGAGGGAGACUCUGGGAAGAGGAGGUUGCUAUUGUUCUCUUUUUUUUUUAUUAUUUUUAUUGUGUUACAAUAUAAAGAAUCCUAAUGACCCCAGGUGCUUCCAGCACAGCUUGUAGCCUGGAGGCUUGCCCAACACAAGCCUGGUUCACCCUUUGCUAGCUUUGGUUUCACCGAUCCACAUCU